Molecule: messenger RNA, 204 nt
Organism: Saprolegnia parasitica CBS 223.65
Lineage: Eukaryota; Oomycota; Saprolegniomycetes; Saprolegniales; Saprolegniaceae
Exons: 3
Coding region: 1-204 (67 amino acids)
Source: RefSeq, a predicted model, not a curated record
AUGAGACGAUUAGCCGCAUCCGCAUGUGUGCGACGCCGGCAGUCGUUCAGCGUCGACUGGAUUCAGAUCAUCAAAGCACCGACCAUCACCAAGAUGACCAAGACCAACACCGUGCACCCUCGCUUUACGAUGCUCUUUGUUCCGCUCUCGCGACCAUACGCGAUAAGAUACAACUGCAUGACCCACGAAACGAUAGCGAUCUAG